Carassius carassius (crucian carp) is the source of this 3096-nucleotide messenger RNA. Its product is annotated as E3 ubiquitin-protein ligase MARCHF2. Gene Ontology annotation, molecular function: zinc ion binding; ubiquitin-protein transferase activity. Bases 331 to 1089 code for a protein of 252 amino acids. The record is from RefSeq and is a predicted model, not a curated record. Lineage: Eukaryota; Metazoa; Chordata; Actinopteri; Cypriniformes; Cyprinidae. Gene Ontology annotation, biological process: protein ubiquitination. The transcript has 5 exons.
UGACAGCUAUUCACGAAAGCGGUUUAGGAAAAUUCCGAAGCAGCGCUGCGUAGAGAAGCGCCUCCCUCUGCGCUCUUAUCGUACACGGCGCUAAUCAGAGGCCGAGCCGAGCCGUCUGCUGAAAGGAUCAAACCCAAAACAAGGCUUCUACUUUUCACCUUAUCGUUUGCAAACAAGCGCCACUUUUUAAAGGAAUUCACCCUUAAGGCACCAGCUCAGCAUGGACAGCCAAACGUGGUAGGGUCUUUGUGACUUGAGGUGUGGCAGCGAGGCUGCUCCCUGAUUCCCCCUGGUGCUCCCCUGCCCCCCGCCCUCCUGGACAGCCCCGAAAUGACCACAGGGGAGUGUUGCCACCUCCCAGGCUCCCUGUGCGACUGCACUGGCAAUGCUGCCCUGUCCAAAACCGUGGAGGAGGCUGACAACCGCCGGGCCCAGUACGUCACCCAGGUCACGACCAAAGACGGACGUCUACUAUCUACUGUUAUCAAAGCCCUGGGCACCCAGAGCGAUCGGCCGAUUUGUCGGAUCUGCCACGAGGGUCAAGACGUGUGCAAUAGUGAGGGGCUUCUCUCCCCGUGCGACUGCACCGGCACAUUGGGCACGGUCCACAAGAGCUGCCUGGAGAAGUGGCUGUCGUCCUCUAACACCAGCUACUGUGAGCUGUGCCACACUGAGUUUACCAUAGAGCGCCGGCCCCGGCCCCUCACAGAGGUAACAAAGUGGCUCAGGGACCCGGGCCCCCGGAAUGAGAAGCGCACCCUCUUCUGUGACAUGGUGUGCUUCCUGUUUAUAACCCCCCUGGCAGCCAUCUCAGGCUGGCUGUGUCUACGGGGUGCACAGGACCACCUGCACUUCAACAGUCGCCUGGAGGCAGUCGGCCUCAUCGCUCUGACCAUCGCUCUCUUCACCAUCUACGUCCUCUGGACACUGGUCUCAUUCCGCUACCACUGUCAGUUGUACUCGGAGUGGAGACGAACCAAUCAGAAAGUCCGCUUGCUCAUUCCUGACACCAAGGGUGCACACUCUACCCAGCAUUCCUUGCUUUCCACAAAGCUGCUGAAAAAGACGGCAGACGAGACCAUAGUAUGAGAGAUGUGGUGUGGGGCCCGAUCGCGGUGGUAUUAGCGUGCUACAGGUUCUUGACACAGCAUCGUCAACUAGAGCCGCGCCAUUUUGGAUGCAUUCUUUUCUAUUUAAACCUUUUUAUCUAAAUAUGUGAGCACUUCAUUUGUUAGAUUUUUUUCACAAGUCUCUUUUAUUGUUUUUUUUGAGCCUUUAUAAGUGUUGUUUUAUUUAUUUGGGGCUUGUACAGCCAGGCAGAGGCCCCAUACUGUUCAGUAUGCAUUGUAUUUGAAACAAUCGGAAAUCUAACUUAUGUGUAUAGACGAUUCCUUUGAGCACAGCGGCGAGGGGUUAUGACUCAAGUACGUAUGGCUGCUGAAGCUUAAAACCAAACCUUUCUUUCAUUUUCAAUGUAUCGUUUUUCUACUCAUCUACCUUCAAGUACUUUCCAUCUUAACCCGACAGAGUUCCGCCUAAGCGAACUUAGUCCUUGUGGCUCCUAAACGAUUUAGUCAAUAUAUAAAUGUAUACACACUUAGUGAAACAAGUAAGCUCUAAGCUUCGAUCGACAUGGGUAUUACAGGGCCAUUUGCCCGGGCAAUGAAUGUGGAGGCUGAUGUAUAUCUGCAGACGCUCAAACUCAUCCGGAGGUUGGCGAAAAAAAGACGCUGCAAUAACACGCUGCCAUUGGCAUGAUUCUGCUGUGAACACACGCAGGUUUUCAUGCAUGCCUAGUUCAUUUCGUAAAUCUCAUCAAAUUGGUGACUGUUCGUGAGUUUCAAUUUUGUAUACAGAUCAAAGGCUGUUUUUCCGAACCGAAUGGUCUCCGAACAACGUAAAACAGCAUGCGGUGGUUUUAAAGUCGUAGCACUUUCUGACAAACGUAGCCUAGAUGUGAGCUGAACAAAUGUAGAUAUGUGUACGCUUUUGGGAUGCAAAUAUGUGGCGACUUUAUAUGUUGUUGUUGAGUUGUGAUAAGUGCAGAUUCAAACACCUCUACAGUUCAUUAUUCAGUCAUUUUCAGAAUCCGUUUUUCCUUCAUUUUUUUUUAGGUGAGUGUUGAAUAUGUAUGUGUGUUUACGGUAUGCAUUUUGUAAGCUCUGGCUCUUUGUGCUGUUUAGUUAGCAUCAAAAGCCUGAGGUUGAGGAUGGCAUACUUGGAGUUUUGUAGCAGUUUACUUUGUGAAAAACGCAGGUCAAGCCACAGAGGAAGAAGUAAUUGUAAAGAUAAACAUCAUUUGCCAGACCAGUAACGAAACCGUUCAUGAAUGACACUACAGUAUUUAAGCAAAGGUGUUUUUUAACUGUGAGUCAUAUAUUGGUGCAAGAAAAUUCUGCAGAACACCAACCAUCAGAUCUUUUCGAACCCUACAGUUAUGUGCCGUCUGAAAGUGUGGGAAUGGGCUAGGCAGUAUCGUAAUAAUUGCACAUUUGCCACUCUUAAUGUGGACCCUCUUGCGCCUUAUGCACUCGCUGUGGAAAAUCUAGGUCUAGGAAAGAUUUGCGCAAAAGUUUGGCGGUAAAGUUCUCUGAGGGCAUUGUUCACCUGAUGAUGAAAAUGUUGUUAUUUAUUCACCCUAAUGUCACUUCAAAUUUUACUGCUGUUAUUUUAAUCAUAGAACAAUUUUGGUGAAUCAUUUCUGUAACGCGUACAAUGAUAAUUUGUAGUGACCUUAUCUGUCAAGCUUCAAGAUUGCAAUGAAAGCGGUUCAUAUGAAAUGUGCCCUUUUACAAGUUCAUACAAUAGUUUUGUGCAAGAACCAGAAAGAAAUAAAAGUGGUAAUCUUCUCCAAAACUCUAAAAUCCCACUUAUGUUCAGAUUCUGUAAUGAUUGAUGGCCACGCAUUGUUUAUUUUUGAAAGACUAAGUGAAUCGGCACUUAAAAUUUGGCUUUGUAUGAGUUCAGUUGGAAUAUAGGGCGCAAGCCGUAUAGACCACAUGGACUUUUUUUUUACUUUCUAGAAAAGAUAUUUGUGAAAAUUCUUCCGAUCUUAAUGGAAGCUUGGUUUCAGAAUGGGAUUCAAAAAUAAAAAUA